AUGUAUUUGUUCUCUUCAAUAGAAGAUGCCGCUCAGAUACCAUUUCCUGAACUAUGUGGAGAAAGUGUGGAGUAUCUGGAGAAAACAUCUGAUGCCUUGCUUACUCUCUCCAACUUUCGUCUCUUUAUUCGUUUCAAAGACUCGUUUGUGAAUGUAAGUUUUCAAUUUUGUCCUGAUAAUUUUAAUCUUUGUUCUUUACCCAGGUCUGAAUAUCAGAUCUCUUGACUGUCCACCUUAUAAUUCUUAUUAUUUUUUUUUUUUCUCUGAGAUGAAUAAUAGUGGAAUAAUUGUUUAGUAUAACAACUUCUACUGGGGAAAAGAGAAAGACAAAGGCAUGAAAGCAACAGAAUCAGGCUAUGAGUUCAUUUUGUUUUCAAACAAAAUUACUUCUUUUCACUCCGUUUGUUUUAUCACUGAAACUCCAGAAUCCAUGCAACAGAUUUUUUUAAUCCUCCAAUUUCAGUGGUACAACAUUAAACUGAACAUACAUUUUAUUGGUCUGAUAAUGAAAAAGCUUGAUUCUGUCUUGAACUUGUCUCUCCUAGUUUGGUAUUCUCUGAUUUGUCCUUCUCUAUUUCAGAUUCCCUUGCGGUUGAUAGAGUCUCUGGAAAUGAAAGAUCUUUUUUGGAUGGAUGUCAACUGUAAGGAUGCCAGGUCUUAUAGGUGAGACAAUGCCUUAAAUUUCUUGUACAAUUGUAGAGCUGAAUAUAAUUUUUCAGGAUCACGUAUACAUGUAAUAUCAGGUAUUUCCUGCAUGUUUUCUUGUCAUGGAAUGUUUUAAUUGUUGUAGUAAAGGUAAAGCAAAUGCAGCUAAGCUUUUUACUAAGUUAUUCAUUCAACUUGAUUUUUGAACUGAGAUCUUUGAUCUGGUAUAAAAUGGGGUAAUAGAUGUAAUUUUUUAAUGGAAGAUUUAAGGCCUAAGCUGACUAGAGUAUGGAAAUAUCCGGGACUUCAAACCUAAAUUCUUAUAGAACCAUAGGACUGGGAUUUAGAUGUUUCCUAAUACACACCUGUUUAUUGGGUUAGAUGAGGGAAAAACCCUGUUAUAAAUGAAAAAUUUCUUGUGCCUGCCACCAUAUACCAAUGUUCCAGUGGACUCAAAUGUAUACAAUUAAAAUACAUUUUAACCCUUUGACCCCCAAGAGUGACCAGCAUUAAAUUUUUCCUUACAAUAUCAUUCCUGAAUCACAAAUUAAGGCCACAAGAAUAAAAGAACUACUUGAUUAUAAACAAAUUCUCCUAGUCAUUUCUUAAGGAGAUUUGUGGAGAAGAGUAAGGAGAAUGUGCAUACUGAUGUUAUGGUAUAAAGGGUUGAAGGGCUUGGCAUUUUGUGGUUCCUCCUUGUUAUAAGUUUGGAACUUGAUUUGUAUCUGAGAUGUUAUCCCCCAGGUUUACCGAUUGCUCUUUAUUGCAUUUUCUACAGGAUUUUAUUUGACAACAGUGAACAGUGCACAAACUGGUAUAACCGUCUUAGCAAGUUCAUCUGUCCUGUCUCGCGACUUGAAGAUCUGUUUGCCUUUGCCUUUUACGCAUGGUGCUUGGACUAUAACUCUGCAGAAAAGGAUGAAUUUACCAGUUUCUGUGAGCAAGGUAGGUGCAAAGCCGAGUUUUGUCAAUCUGGAGAAUUUUUCUGUGGAAGACAAAUGUAGUACUUAUUGCUAUCUUCAGUUCUUCACCCCUGUAAUUCUCAAGAUUUCAGUAGUGAUUCAUCCUACUGACUGCUAUACAUUUCCUCUUAAUUAUAUGUUCUGAUGUCAAAGAACAACCUCAAGCAGAUAAGCUUGUUUGUUCUCAUUACCUGUUUGCAAGAUAACAUGAUGGAAUUUCAAGAAGAAGCUAGAUGCUAGACCUGUGGUAUGAUGUAUGUGGUAUGGGGUAUAAGGAAACACAGACAUGAUUUGUUACCCAUUGAAUUCCAGGUCUGACCUCCCUGACUUUUUGUGUACUUAAAACUCAAAUAAAUUUUGAGAGCAUAUAAAGAACAGGAUAAUGGAAGCUCUGCAUUAUUGAAUAUUUUGAAUAAAAUUGUGCUGUAAUUUUCUAAAUUCUGGAAGUAAUGAAAGUCAUUCUUUCAUUUUGUCCAGAUGAAGUGCAGUAUUCAUUUAUGUCAGAGGUCAAAAGAAUGGGUUUUGAUAAUGAUGCAUGGAGGAUCACAGAUAUCAACUCUAACUUUGAGUGAGUUAAAUUUUUCCCUUUUUUUCAUAACAAUAUUAAUUUGGAAAGAGGAAUGUUUCCUGUAUUCUUGCACUCUAAUAAGUUUAGAUUACUUCAUGGUUGGUGAACCCAUACAAUAUUUAUUCUCAAGUUGUAGAAAUCACAAAUGAACAAACAGUAUGUCCACAAUAACAUGGCCACUGAUUAUUUCUUAUUUUCCUUCCUACUUCCAAAUUUUUGAUGGUCCUGCAUUGUUUUUCAGGUUGUGUUCUACUUAUCCAAAACUCCAUAUUGUACCAGCCAUGAUUACUGACAAAGAUAUGGAAGCUGUAGCUAAGUUUCGAACAUCCCAUAGGUUUCCGUCUGUUGUGUGGAGGUAAGGGUAGGAGCUACAUCAUGGUUUGUUCACCUUGGAAUAAAAGUAAAUUUCUCAUCUGCAUGCUGUUAGAGUGCUCUAAGUUGCAACUGUUUUGGUCAUUACAGUGAGUGAAAUAUAUAUUUAGCGAUUGAAAUUUCAGCAAAAGUCGUCAAUCGGUGACCAACAGCUUUGAAAUAAGAAUCUGUAAAAUAUGUUGAUGUUUGGUCAAAUUAUCAAAUGUCCAAAUGCUGGUAACGCAAACAUGAAGUAUCCUCCUAUUGAUAUGAUUAUCUUCUUUCUUUUUUUUUUUUUUUUCCCAGCCAAAUGUUUUUCUAUGGUGACCAUUUUACAGAUGAAGGUUACCAAAGGCAACUUUUUGAAAAGGGGAACUUGAAACCCUGUUUAAGCUAUUUUAUUUCAAUCAGAGGUAAUGGGUGUGUUAUCUCACUUAGAGGCAUUUCAUGUUUAUCUUUGCUCCACAGGCACAUGACUAAUGGAGCUGUUAUAGCUCGCUGUAGUCAACCAGAGGUUGGUUGGUUUGGUUGGCGAAGUCAAGAGGAUGAGACCCUUCUGCAUGCAUUAGGAAAAGCUUGUGCAACAGACUCAGUGUCUGCUUCUUUAAAGAAGCAACUCAUCAAAGAGAUGGGUGUGAAGAAUCAUCACACAAAUGGACACACAGAUGCCAUUCCCAAUGGAGAUGUAGUUUAUGAUAGUACUGGUAAUGACAAUGAUGAUAAGGGUAAGGAUGUUGCAGCAAACAGUGUCAUUGAACAGCGCAAGGUUCUGAUAGUGGAUGCCAGGGCCUAUACAGCUGCAGUGGUCAACAGGGCCAAGGGAGGAGGCUGUGAGUGUGAGGGUAAGUUUGAUUUGAUCAGCAAUUCUUCCUCCUUGCCUCUUUGCAUUUUCCUGUAGAUUGUUUAACCCUAUAACUCCCAGAAGUGAUCAACAUGAAACUUCUCCCUAUAAUAUCCUGACAUUAUCCAGCAAAUAGGUAAUGAGAAUAAUAGAAGUUGUUAUCUUGAUCUAACACCAAAUUCUCAUGAGUAAUUUACAAGUAAAUGUGUAGCAGCUAGAGGGGAGAAUUAAUAAUCAGAUCUUGGGAGUUAAAGGGUUAAGAGAAUUGAUAACAGCUGAUAACAGUGUGUUCUCAUCUUGUGUUUGCUAAAUAAUGCAUAAACACAUUAAUGAAAAUUUACUUUUCAAUUACCUGUAGGAGGUAAAGCGUUAUAGUCUCAUUUACACCAACAUGUCAAUAUGCAUCAGCUGAAAGACCCUCCAAGGAUACUUUUUCAAUGACAAUUAUUUGCAUUUGAACUCCUUUGUCAAGUCAUCUACACAAUCAGACAUCAUCAUUGAACUGUUUUCAGUAUCUUGGAUACCUUGAGUGAGAUCAUAUAUUUUUGGUUACCAUAUUUGUUGUCAGUGCUUAUUAAAAUAAAAAUUGAGUGUAAAAAUAAAUAGUUUUUAGAAGAAAGCAAGCUUAAUAAAUAUAAAUUGUGUGAUAUAUUUGUUAUCCACACUUUGUUAUAUUGAUUAUUAUUUGUUUCAUAAUAUUCUUACUUUACCCUUUUUCUAUAGAGUACUACCCAGGCUGCGAAGUGUUGUUUAUGAAUUUGGCCAACAUCCACGCUAUAAGGAAGAGCUUCCAAAGUCUAAGAACAUUAUGCUCAGGUUCAAGAGAUAACCCUAAGUAAGGCAUUUAGCCCUUUGUAUCCUAACAGUAGCAUUCAUAUUCUCCACACUGUUCUCUUGACAACUUCUGUUGAACCAUAGGGAGAAUUUGUGUUACAAUCCAUAGCUUCUCAAAUUGGUGGUCAUUUCCUUUAUUUUCAUGACCUUAACUUUUGAUUCAAGGGUGACAUUGUUUGGAGAAAUUAUACGUUUAUUUAUUGCAGGGGUGAAAGGGUUAAUCCUCUGCAUCCAAACAUCAGUAUUCAUAUUCUCCUUACUGUUCUCUGUACAUUUACGAAAGUGCUGACAAGGAGAAUUUGUCUAACAAUCAAAAGCCUCUUUAGUUGGUGAUCAUUUCCUUUAUUCUCAUGACACUAAUGUGUGAUUCAGGGGUGAUAUUGUCAAGAGAAAUUAGAUGCUAGUCACUCUUAGGGGUGAAAGGGUUAAGAAAGAUUAAUGCAAUAUUUUCCUGUCAUUUGUUAGUUGACAUUGAUGUAACAGUAAAAUCUGACUGACUUAUUUACAUAUUCUUUAGUUGGUGGUCCAGUCUGGAAAAGACGAACUGGCUUCACCACAUUUCACUUUUGCUGAAGGCAACCAACACUGUUGUGAAUGCUAUCCAUAAUGAACAGAGACCUGUUGUGGUUCACUGCAGCGAUGGCUGGGACAGAACAACUCAGAUUGUUGCUCUAGCAGAGCUGAUGUUGGACCCCUACUAUAGAACAAUUGAGGUAAAAGAUGUCAGAACAUUAACUCAUUAAAAGCUUUGAAAGGUUGAAAUUAUGAAUUAAGCACCACUCAAGUUUAAACUGAACCUUGAAGAGAUUUUGUUGAAUUCAGACUCAAAGCAGAGGAAGACCCCUAAAAAAUCCCCCAUGAUUAUGGACUCGAUUGUGGUAUACAAAUUCAAGAUGAUGGUUUGAUUGCCACUCAUAAGUUUGAAAGCACUUACACAGUGAAACAAAUAUUACAAGAAUGGGCAUUCAUAUUCUUAAAAACAGCUAUUUCAAUUUUACUUAUGCUUGUAACAUUAGUGCCUUCAGGUCAACAUUGAACUCCACUAUUUAAAGUAUUGCAGUACAGAAUCUGUAAUAGCCAAAAAUGGAAGAGGAAACAGAAUAUUUGACUGAAAGGCAUGAGAUUUGGCAGAUUUAAGUAACAAUGCCUGAAACAAGCCUUGCCUGAAACAAGCCUUGCCUUAAAAUUCUACAGUGUAGAUUCUGCAUUGAGUUUAGCUACCCACUGUAUGGAAUUACUUGCAAUUUAAAUCAUAAUUUUCAUGGAGCGGUUAUUGUUUUUCUUUAAAAUUGAUAUCAUGGUGAACUUUGCAAAGGGUAUUCUUUGAUGUGAUGAUGUUUUCUUUCCAUGUAGGGCUUUCAGGUGUUGGUCACACGUGAGUGGUUGGAGUUUGGCCAUCGUUUUGCGGAUAGGUGUGGUCAUGGACACAAUCAUGAUGAGAAUCAAAGAUGCCCUGUGUUUCUUCAAUGGCUUGAUUGUGUGCACCAACUCACUAGGCAGUUUCCUUGCUCGUUUGAGUUUAAUGAAACCUUUUUGGUAAGGUUAAAUCUGCAGCUCCUGGUUAACACAUUGCUCUCUUUAGAACUCGUGUGUACUCAAGUUUUUCCAAAGUUGCUAUUUUGCAACCAAAAAUCACAAAAUGGUAAUGAGAAGCAAAAUGGAAAGAAGUAUUUAAUGUGUAAUGUUGUACAUGUUGAUCUCAUUUGAACUUGAGGCUAUAAACACAAAGGAAAAUGUUGUAAUAUGCUAUGUGAUUGCUGAAUACAGGUUGGCAAAUUAAUGACUUUUACUGUAAAUGAGGGUCAAAAAUGUUUUUCAUCAGCAUGGUGGUGACAUAUUGAAGUGCUGUUGAGAAUUUUUCCCUCUACUGUACUGAAGUUAAAAAAAGAAUUGUUGAAAUAGCCAGUAAGAUGUAUUCAAGUUUUGAAUGGUCAGGAGAAGUUGUAUGACUUUGUCAUUUUCCAGAAUGAACAACUUUUUUCAGAUCUUGGUGUAAAUUCUGUAGUUUUAUCUGUUUUGUAUGCUGUUUAAAUGGAUAUUUCCAUUAUGUACCUUUUCCAUAGGUAAAGUUGGCCCACCAUGCUUAUUCCUGUCUAUUUGGAACUUUCCUCUGCAACAGCGAAAAUGAACGUCUUAAAGGAAAUAUUCCCAGGCGAACAUUUCCAGUGUGGUCUUUCCUAAACUGGAGAAGAAAGGAGUUUAAGAACUACUUAUACUCCUCUUUGUCUGGACAGGUGAACUCCUGAGUUAAUAUUUUUGAUAUGUGCUAUGGGCUUGUGUUUUUCUAUAUAGAGUGACAGCUAUGUGGAAGAUUUUUGAUCAACCAAGUAAUUUCCCAGAACCAUCUUUUAGAAAAGUUUCAAAAUGCAGUUUCUCUGCUUCAGUCAAAGGGGUACUCUGUUUUUCUUGGGGCUAUCAAAUAGGUUUAUUUUGGGGCACAAGUGAAAUUUGUAACUGAUUAUGAUUUGUAUUUGCCAUCACUUAGGUUCUUCAGGCCUCCCACGAACCACGCAGCUUACAGUUGUGGUCAACUGUGUACACAGCAUUUCCCACACCUUAUGCUGAGUCUGGUAUGGAGAAUGGCGACACCAGUGACUAUGGGGACUCUGUGAGCAGUGCAUGCAUUACUCCUAUCUCACCUAUAUUUCCCAGUAGUAUUGAGCAAGAUGAAAGACUCUUAUCAACCACUCACAUCUCUGAGUCAAAAUAUGAUGAAAGUCUAGUAUGUAAAGACUGUUUUGAAAAUCAGCAAGGACUUCAAAAGGAUAGCAAUGAAUUUGGAAGUGUAGACAAAGAUGUCAAUUCCAAGAGUUGUCACAACUGUAGGACAACCUUAUCACAGAAUCUUUCUGAAAGUAAAUCAACAACAAAGGAAAUCAGUGACUCAGAGUCUUGUCAUUCUAAAAGUAUGUAUCUUAGCACAACGGACUCUUGUGCAGCUGGAGUUGUUUCAUGUGAAGACAGUGUCAGUGAAAUUGAAAACAGCAUGUCCAGUAGUACAGCUACAGUAAUACUUGAGCCAAAUGAUGAGGCUAUCAGUGGCGAUGGAGAAAACUCCUCCUCAGAAAAAUUUUCUUCUAGUGAGACUGAUGAAGAGGUUUUCCCAGCUGGUGAAAUCAAUUCUGUGGGUGAUAUGCAACCACAAGAAUCUCAUGAAUCUAAGCAUUUGACAGCAGACCAUUCAAAAUGUGCUGCAGAUACUUCUUGUGGUGGAGAGAGAAAGGAUUGUACAGAAACUGUGCUUCCAUCCUCUAGUUCAUCUAGUCAGUCAACACUUACCAACAGUUUCCACGAAAUGUCACCAAGUACGAAAACAUCAAGACAAGGUUUAUCAGAGCUCUUUACAGGGUACCUGGAUGUAGAUGGUUUGACGCACAUUGCUGAUCCAGUCCAGGACAGGCUACGGCAGAUUGAGCUGGCUCAUCAAGCUAAUAUUGAGUCAUUACGGAGAAAAGUUUUGGAUGCACAGAGGGGGCGGCCUGCUGUAGGAGAAAGAGGUGCAUGUCCUUCUGGACAGACUAGCGACCUUGCAGAUGAAGUGGUACGUAUAGCUAAGAAAUGGAACUUCAGAGAUCAACUUCCCAUGAAUCUUUCAUGAAUCUGUUAUUAAAAGUUAGUUCUUACUAAAUGAUUUUAACCAGCAGGGGAGAGGGGCUAUGUUGGCUUUAUUCAUCUCAUAUUCCACAAGUGCAAGUUGAAAAAUUGUUUUAUUAAAUGCCUCAAUAUAUAGAUAAAUCUUCCCAACUUUAUUCUGUAAGAACAGAGGGAAUGUUACAAUGUGCCAAAACGCUUCUGCUCUAUGCCCAAUACAGUGAGUGAUACCCACUAUUUGAAUGAGCCAUAGUUGAAAUCUGAUUUAUUCAGCAAAUGUUGUAUAUAUAUUUUUGUUUGAUAAAUAAUCUGACUCUUAUUUUCCAUCUACUUCACCUACAGUGCUCUUUGCCAGAGUCAAAUGUUAGUGGGGACCAACCCCCUCCCUCCCUUGGCAGUACAGAUGAGGGAAGUUGGAUCCAAGUGGAUGAGAAUGAGGCUCAGCCCACACUUUGGGUCCCAGAUCAUGCUGCCACCAGCUGUGCUAAGUGUGAUACACAGUUCUGGAUGGCAAACAGAAAACAUCAUUGUAGGUAUGUGUGACAGUUAUGGAGGUUUUGUCUCUGAAUAUGCAUUUUGCAGCUAACUGUAGUUGAACACACCGAAAAUUAAAGUAGAGUUCUUUUACAAUAUACAGGAGCUGGGAUAUUUCGGUGAUGAGAGAAAGAAUACUAAACUAUUGCUGAGAAUGCAAUCAGCACAUUAGAGAAAUUUUCAAUCGAAUGUUAAAAGUAAUCCAGGAUUGUUUUGGUUUUGUUACCCUCUCAACCAAUCAGACGACUUAUUUGUUAACAUUUUCCUGUCCAUUGGGUAGAUGGCUUCUUUUUUGUUAUGAGUUCUCUUUGGCUCCCUGUGAUUUUCUCAUUUCUCCUGAGUAGCUGUUGUUAUUACCACUUAUUUGGCUUUGCCACUCACAGUUGUAAUUUUUUUCUGAUGAUAUGUAGAUUUGCAAUGUAAAGGACGUCUCUAUCAGCCAAUUAUUGUUUUGUAUAGGAACUGUGGUCUAGUGUUUUGUGGUACAUGUUCUGAGAAGAGAUUACCACUGCCAGACGAACAGCUUUACGACCCAGUCAGAGUAUGUUAUGCAUGCUUUGAAAAGCUUGUCACUCUUCAGCAACGGGAGAACGGCCAGCGAAGGCAUCCCGAAGUAGCAGGCUCAUAAUUCAUGAGCACCACUGAGACUUUAGUAUCAAACUCCACAGACCAACUUGCUCAUGAGAAUUGCUAGGAACUCUGUUUCAGCCACUGCUGAUCAGUUAAUAACAUUUUUGCAUUUUGACAACAGCAGAGAGAAAACGCUGCUUGCAUUGCAGUGAAACCAUAAACGUAUUGAAUGAGGUAGAAGGGGUUCUAAUGUCAAUAAGAUAAGUUAGUUACUUUUCAAAAGUACUUGUAGAUUAGUCUGGUCAACAAGGAAUAAUUUCUGUGGCAGUUAAAAUGAAAAUUUUUCAAUUGGCUUGAAAGAAAGGAAUUGGAAGGUAUAUCAGUGGGGAACCCUUCAUUAAUUUUCCAACCCCUGAAAAUAGCCCUGGUUUAACGAGGCGCUUUUAUUCUUCAUAAGUUUUAGUCAACCUUUCUCUUGCAGUCGGGUUAUUGAUCAGGUUUUUUGGUAUGUCCACAUAGGUUUUUGUUUGUAGCAGUUUGUAUGAGCAAGUUGGCUUAAAACUAAUUUAGAUCAUGGCUGAUUCUGAUUUUUAGGGUUGUUUUGAUAAUGGUAAAAGUAAACAUAAUAUUUAGUAAAGAAUUAUUUAUGUUACAGAAUUUUUCUAAUAGUGUGGUAUCUAAAUUGUUUAUAGUUUCAAAACUAUAUUACUUUCAUAGUUUCAAAAAGCCAUUUUCUGUAUUUUUCGUCCAGAUUCUAUUUUGUCUUGCAUUGAUUUGAUUUAAGGUAUUAUUAGGUUUCGUGUACAGAAAAUGUUUAAAAAAAUUCAUGUUUGUAAGUAGCCCGCCAUUUUCCUUGAAAAGUAGGAACGUCUGGAAUUGAACGAACUCUCCUAUGAUCAGUAUAUGUUUAGUCUACUUUGGAGACGAUAAAUAUUUGUUAAACUCUUUUAUAGAACGCUCUCAAUUCUAACGUAAUGGUUGGUCAAAUGCUUUCGUUUCAAAUGGAUCAUGAAAUCAACUUUCUCGUUCCUCACUAAGGCUUUAAAACGAGUGCAGUUUUAUACAACAACUCUGUACAUACAGGGCUUAUCGAUAGAAGCUCGGAUCUUCGUUUGUACUCCGGAAGCCUUGACGUCACCAGAGAGUUUUGACGGCAUACUGUGUAGCUGUGUUAAAAAUACAGUGGGCUCAGUUCAUUUUCAAACUGUCACAUGUGCUCGUUUUACAGGUUUGAAGUAUGAACUUUUUGUGCUGGAAAUAAUGUGUCGGCGGGAUAGCAAUGAUUUUUCCUAGAAAUUUCGUUUCCUAGAAAUUAAUGUUUUGGGUAGCGUAGCUGGGAUAAAUGUUGAGUAUGAGUUAUUGUUCAAUUAGAGCAGAACUAGUUGUUUCUAAAGCCAGUCAGAGCAGAUAAAAGACCACUCUUGAUUGGAACGCGCGAGUAUUUUGCCGCGCUAGUCUCUGCUUACAUUCGCUUGGUUGGAGUCUUUACCUUUGCCGCAAGUUCGUAAUUCCUUCUUGUCCAAAUGUUCUGUUAGUCUCCCAGAUAGCCUUCGUAACCAGUCUUCUAGUCUUGGACUAGUCGGAAAAAUUAAAACUACAAUUGUGUCAUCGUUGUUUAAUAAAAGUCACGUAACGUGAACACAG
Molecule: messenger RNA, 10540 nt
Organism: Pocillopora meandrina
Lineage: Eukaryota; Metazoa; Cnidaria; Anthozoa; Scleractinia; Pocilloporidae
Source: the annotation of a GenBank genome assembly